CAUUGACACUUUUCUGUUUAGAUUUCUGUGUACGACCGGAAUUUUACAGGAAGUCGGUUUUUGCGACAUUAAGACGAAUUUAUCACAAUUAUGGCCCUGAAUCUUGUAAAAAUAGGUGUCACUGCUGGUUUCGUGUUGGCAACUGGUGGAUAUUCAUUGUGGCGUUACAGAAGACAAAUUGAAAAACUGUUAACGGACUUCAUAGAGUGGGUGAACGUGAAAAUAACACAUGUGGCAAACUACGCUAAGGAAAUGUUAAGAGGUCUUGCAGUAGCGACAAAAAAUAUUGUACACACGGCCACAGAAUCAUUAAGAAGACGGUGGAAUUCAAUGAGUCCAGAAUCAAGAGGUAUGGUGACUGAAGCGACAAACAAGGUAAUACAAGCUGGAAUCAGUGCUGCACUUGAUGUUGCUGAGGAGAAUAUUCGACAGCUAUUUCCAGAAAAUUCACUAGAGAGAAAAGUUUUUAAUGACGUUAAGUCCGGGCUUCAACGAUUACAAAAUGAUAUCAAUGGGUCAGUUACAAGAUGCUUAAUUUAACAGACAGAACUCUUAAAUAUAAUUUAUAAAGCUUUGAUUUUUGAAGAAAUUGUAAUCAAAUGUAAUCCAUAUUCUGACUAUAUCUCGAAAUUAUUUAUUUCUCUGGAAUAAAAUAGUUAAAUAAAUUAAGCUAUAUUUCUGGAA
Molecule: messenger RNA, 684 nt
Organism: Ruditapes philippinarum (Manila clam)
Lineage: Eukaryota; Metazoa; Mollusca; Bivalvia; Venerida; Veneridae
Exons: 4
Coding region: 91-540 (149 amino acids)
Source: RefSeq, a predicted model, not a curated record